Molecule: messenger RNA, 1203 nt
Organism: Scylla paramamosain (green mud crab)
Lineage: Eukaryota; Metazoa; Arthropoda; Malacostraca; Decapoda; Portunidae
Gene: Sod2
Product: superoxide dismutase [Mn], mitochondrial-like
Exons: 5
Coding region: 10-768 (252 amino acids)
Biological process (GO): superoxide metabolic process
Cellular component (GO): mitochondrion
Molecular function (GO): superoxide dismutase activity; metal ion binding
Source: RefSeq, a predicted model, not a curated record
UAGGGUGAAAUGACGUGUUGCAAGCAACAAGAUGAGAGCAGUUCAGCGGCGGAGGAAUAUUGGAACACGGCAGCCUGGCACAGUGGUGGCGUCGUCUGCUGGGAAGGGAUCAUGCUGCUCGUUCGUGCCUUUUUACCCGCCAGGAGCCUGGCUGCUGCAGGUCUGUGGUGCCGACAGAAGCACACACUGCCGGACCUGCCCUACGACUAUGGAGCGCUGGAGCCCACCAUUAAUGCAGAGAUCAUGCAGCUGCACCACUCCAAGCACCACCAGACCUAUGUCAACAACCUCAAUGUUGCUGAAGAGAAGCUGGCUGAAGCCAAAGAGAAAGGUGAUGUCAGCACAAUAAUCUCCUUGGCUCCAGCCCUCAAAUUUAAUGGUGGUGGACACAUAAACCAUUCCAUCUUCUGGCAGAAUUUGUCACCCGAUGGUGGAGAACCUGAAGGUGAACUACUGGCUGCAAUUAAUCGUGAUUUUGGUAGUGUUGAGAAUAUGAAGAACCAGCUGUCUGCACAGACUGUUGCUGUUCAAGGUUCUGGCUGGGGAUGGUUAGGUUACAAUAAGCAGAAGGGAACCCUGCAAAUUGCUACGUGUCCAAACCAGGAUCCUCUUGAAGCCACAACUGGUCUUGUUCCUCUCUUUGGCAUUGAUGUCUGGGAGCAUGCUUACUACCUGCAGUACAAGAAUGUCCGUCCAGAUUACGUGAAAGCCAUCUGGAAUGUUGCUAAUUGGAAGGAUAUUACUGCAAGGUUCAAUGCAGCAAAGUAAAAAAUGUUACAACCUAUUCCGGUUCUUAAAAUUGCAGAAGGUUUGUUUAUAUGCUACACUUAUGUUUGAAGAUAGAUGAAGUGUGGGAGCUGACAAAACAAAGAUGCAUAAAUAGUAUAUAACAACUUGACACAUAAAAUGAUGUGUAUAAGUGUAAUUACCAUUUAAUGAAUCAGUAAUAAAGUUGUCAUGGUUUAUUGUUGUUUCAGAGAUUAAGAAUGAAUCCACACUAAGACUAUUCAAUAUAAAUUAUCAUAAUAAAUUUGCAGUUCACUGUUGUAUGCUCUUGAAAAUUUUUUUGAGUCUAAUAUGCAUCUUUCUCAUGUCCAUAUAAUAUAUUAGCUUGGAAUUGUUUUGUAUAAACAGAACCACAGAAAAUUUGGAACUUAUAUAUAUAUGUAUAGUUUUGAUAUAUCAAUAAAUAAUCUUAUCUCA